AUGGCGCCCGAUAGACCAGCCUGGAUAGUCAAAGAUCUUGCAGAGCUGCUAGGAUUUGACCAAGACUCGAUUUCUCAGCUCGUCAUCCCCGACUUGGAGACCUACACAUCCGAAGCGAAGCUCAAGGCCCAUCUUCAAGACUUCCUCGGUCCCGGCCCCCAAACCAAAGCCUUCAUCUCCAAAUACCUCUCCCACCAAUUCCCUCGCCUCCCCACUGUCGAAGCGCCCACGGUCCCUGCUGGUCCGGUCAAGCCACUCUUCUCCCAACCUGCCAGGCCAUACAGCAGCAGCGCCGCCUCCGCAUCUGGCUCGGUGUCCGCCGCAUCUGGUCGUUCCGGCCCAGGACCCUCAUCCUCGUCCGGCGGAGGACUUGGCUUCAAUCGUCAGCCGCCUCCACACGCUAUCCCCGAUGCGCUCGAAGCGGCCUUCGGGAGCGGCGGUGGAAAGGUGUACCAGAAGAACCGGGAUGCGGACCAAUCGUCGUUUGGCGGAUCGGUACGGCACGGGAGUACAGGUACUGGCGUUGUCGGUGGAGGGAGCGGAUCUACCACGCCCAGAAGCCAACAGCCUAUGCGUCAUGCUGGAGCAGUGACGAUUCUCGAUGCGCGCGCGAGUGGAGCCAGCGCGAGUCAGAAGGGCAAGCAGAGGGCGGUGGAGAAGGAGAAGAUAUGGGACGCGCCCAAGUCGGGCGCGGUUAAGAAGCUGGAAAAGAUCUUGGAGGAUCUGAGGGUUAUGCAGAGGAGUGAGGGGAAGGUGAAGCGGGUAGAUGAGGGGAAGGAGUGUUUCUGUCAGGCCCGCCUACACCCCCUCUCAGCCUACACACCCCAAUGCGCAGCUUGCGGUCUCAUCCAAUGCCACACCCAACCUCCCGACCGCGCCUGCCCAUCCUGCCUCCGACCACUCAUCACCCCCUCGGCCCUCGCGCGGCUUCUCCAGCGCGUCCAAACCGAAAUCGAGGAUACACUCGCCGCGGAGCAGUACGCGCGGGAGGAGAUCAAGCGGGCGGACCAGCGGAAGGCCGAAGUGGCAGCUUCAUUCCCUUAUCUCGCCGGUACGGCAGGCGCCCCACCUGCUUCCACUGCAGCGUCCUCAGAGGCGGGUCAUAAGGUGUUGACGAUCGGAAAAGGAAAAGGACGGAUCACAUUGACGACAACAACGACGUAUCCUGUCGUCCCGGCAGCUCCGGCCGAGCCAGAACGGUAUUCGGAGGCGGUGAUUGCAAGGCCGAGGUCCCCGCCGUUGGAGGCGGCAAGGGUCGAGAAGGAGCUGGCGAAGACUCUGAAAUGGCGGGAGGCGGAGGAUAGGCCCUGGGGUGAUUUGAAGGCCGCCAAGAAAGGUACAGGCUGGGCGUAUGUCGAGCAGCAGAUCGUGGAGGUGAUAGAGGAGGACAGGGUCGGCAGGCGGAAGGGUAGGAAAGGAAAGGGAACGGCGGGCGUGGAUGGACGAGUCGUUCCUGGGGCAUCUGGGAUUCCUGCUUAG
Dioszegia hungarica is the source of this 1479-nucleotide messenger RNA. RefSeq lists its product as uncharacterized. Gene Ontology annotation, biological process: regulation of DNA-templated transcription; mRNA processing. Gene Ontology annotation, molecular function: zinc ion binding. NCBI's taxonomy places the organism in Eukaryota, Fungi, Basidiomycota, Tremellomycetes, Tremellales, Bulleribasidiaceae. The transcript has 4 exons. Gene Ontology annotation, cellular component: nucleus. The record is from RefSeq and is a predicted model, not a curated record. The coding region runs from base 1 to 1479 and encodes 492 amino acids.